AUGGGCAAAAUACUGACGCCCCGUCCCUUCCCUCGGCGGUCGUUCGGCCUCUUUCGCUACGCCCUCUUCGUCGCUCUCAUGAUCCUCAUGCUUUACACCCUCAAGCAAAGCCGGAGCUCACUCCCAGUAUACCCCGACACGGACCGGAACCGCCUGGCCGUCGCCGAUCCUCCGCCACAACCUGGCACGCAAACGGCCGUCACCAAGCCCGACGAACCCGCGACGCCGCCCGACGCCGUGCAGGACGCCAAGCCCGUCGAUGUCCCGCCGCCGCAGCGAGAGGCGGAGCAAAGGCAAUGGCGCGGCCGCAUUGACAAGACAAAGCUCUCGAACAAGGCCCCCCCCCAUGCCAUCGACAAGUUAAUAUACGAUGCCCAGCACCACUUCGCCGGACUCCUCUCCAAGAGGUCCAAGACGGUCUCGCAAGCGGCCCAGGCUUAUCGCAAGCAGCGCAACCGACACCCGCCCCCAGGCUUCGACAAGUGGUUCGAGUUUGCCCAGUCGCAGGGGGCCGUCAUCGUCGAGGACUUUUUCGAUCAAAUCUACCAUGACCUGGAGCCCUUCUGGGGCCUCGACCCCGCCCUCAUGCGUCGGGAGGCUAGUCAAUCCGACAUGACCAUCAACAUUCGCAACGGCACCGCCUCGACAGGCUCCGAUUGGUUCUGGACCAAGAUUUGGCACAACAUGAUCAAGGAGAUCGAGUCCCAUCUCCCGGACAUGGACGUCGCCAUCAACCCCAUGGACGAGCCGAGACUGGUCGUUCCGUGGGAGGAUGUGGACGGCUACAUGGCCAAGGCUGCCCUGUCGAAGAGGCUUCCCAAGCCCAACACGGUCGUGUCCGAGUUCGAGAAUCUCCCGGAGCCCAAAACCGGCCAUCUCGCCGGCGACGUUUCGGACAAGGCGUGGGAAGAUACAAAACCGUACUGGCACCUCGUCCGUCGUGGCUGUGCCCCCAGCAGCCUCGCCCGAACGACGCCUGAGCAGGAUUCGUUCGUCGACCCUCCCGAGAUCAGCACCAAGCACGCCGAAGCCCACAUGUACAAGGGAUACGUCUCCAACUACACCCUCUCCAACGAUUUGUGCCACCAGCCCGACCUGCAGGGCCUCGAGGGCAUCCUCAUCGAACCGCUCUCCGUCUCGACGACCAAGGUCAUGUUCCCCAUGUUUGGUGGCUCCAAGCUGAUGGUGAACAACGAAAUCCUCCUGCCUCCGGCCAUGUACUGGAACGAGGAGGAACGCUUCACCGGCGGCGACGAUCACGGCGUGUCCUGGGGCGAGAAGCAGGACGUGGCCAUCUGGCGCGGCGUCGCCACCGGCGGGAAGAACCGCGAGAGCAACUGGCGCGGCUUUCAACGCCACCGCUUCAUCUCCAUGGCCAACGGCACCAAGGUCGCCCAGGUCGAGUCGGGUGAGGCGCGGCCCGAGAACUUUGUGCUGCCCGACCCCCAGUACAAUGUCCGGCCGCAAAGCGAGCAGCGCCUGGGCAAAUGGAUCGACGAGUGGUCGGAUAUGGCCUUCAUCGACCUGAGCUGCGAAACACCGCAGGACGGAAAGUGUAACUACACCGAUUUCUAUUUCCAGAUCGUUCCGGGCCUCAAGAUGGCCGAGCAGUUCAGCUCCAAGUUCCUGCCGGACAUUGACGGCAACUCCUUCUCGGGCCGCUACCUUGGCUUCCUGCGAUCCACCUCGCUGCCCAUCAAGGCAACCAUCUGGCGCGAGUGGCACGACAGCCGCCUCGUCCCCUGGAAGCACUUCGUCCCCAUGGACAACCGCUACUCCGACUUCUACGGCAUCAUGGAGUACUUUCUGGGCUACCAGGGAACAGGAAGCCACGACGCCGCGGCCGAGAAGAUCGCAACCGAGGGCAAGGAGUGGGCCGAGCAGGUGCUGCGCAAGGAGGACAUGCUCAUCUACGUCAUGCGCCUGCUGCUCGAGUACGCACGCGUCCUCGACCCACGGCGAGAAACGAUGGGCUGGGUCGGUGACGUGAUCAAGGACCCGUUGCUGGAGAAGACCUGGUUGAGCUGGUGGUGGUUCCGGGGCAACUAG
Molecule: messenger RNA, 2049 nt
Organism: Drechmeria coniospora
Lineage: Eukaryota; Fungi; Ascomycota; Sordariomycetes; Hypocreales; Ophiocordycipitaceae
Product: Lipopolysaccharide-modifying protein
Exons: 2
Coding region: 1-2049 (682 amino acids)
Source: RefSeq, a predicted model, not a curated record